CGGGAACGGUGGAAUGGAUACUGCUGCAGCCAAUGAUAGCCAAUCGAUGAUGGACUGGUUUGUGGCCGUGAGAAGUCCCCAUGAUAUCUUGGAGAAACAUGGUUCAUUUCUGGCCUGUGAGCUGGUUUUCUUCACCAUGGCAGGAUUGACAUUAAUUCAUGCAUUACGUCAUGGUGGUCGACUGAAGUACCUGUGGCUGUCGACCAUUCUUCAUGGGCUAACGGUAGAAAGUGUCAGUUACUUUGUACCAGACAUUGAUAACUUCUGGCAUGCUCAGUCUAUGAUGAUGUUCCUGGGGAGAAGACUGCCACUUCAUAUUAUCCUCUUCUACCCAGCCUUUCUGUAUACAGCUUCAGUAUCUGUGUCCAAACUGAGACUAAGGUGGUGGGCAGAACCAUUUGCAGUGGGCCUGGCUGUGGUACUACUGGAUGUUCCAUUUGACAUCAUGGGGAUAAAGCUGUUGUGGUGGACCUGGCAUGAUACAGACCCAAACAUCUAUGACCGGCACUACUGGGUACCCUGGACUAGCUACUACUUCCAUGCUACCUUUGCUGCUGGCUUUACUAUAGUGUUCCAUGGCUCACAUUUCCUGUUCACAAAAGCAGGAAGAUUUCAGUCAGCUGGGUGUGUAAAAGAGCUAGUGUGUAGUGUGCUGACAGGAGUGCUCUCCAUGCCUAUGGGUGUGCUUGAGUUCUUGCCCCUGUACCACCCUCUCCAUGACACCUACCACAUCCACUCGGAGGUCUGCGUACUCCUCAUUUUGUUCAUGUAUGCAGCUGUUGUCUGGGCCGCUGACAGGAAUCCUGCUGAUCUAGCCAGAAGCAGUAAAGGCUGGUUUAACCUGGAUGAGCUCAGUCUCAUAAUCAUUAUACAUUACACAUUCUAUGUAUUGCUGGUGGUGUUCGCAAAGCCGGAGAGAGUUAUGUCCCUUGGAGUACAUGAGCCUGUAGGACCCUGUUCAGAAACUACUCCAGUCUACACAGCAUUUGGUCAUGUUCUUUCCAAGAAGAAAUAUUUGUGCCUAGACGGUUAUGAUGAGGGUUACUUCGACUUCAACUGCGUAAAAGACAAGCCUCAUGCUGGUAUGAACUGGUAUACAGUGUGUGGGAACCCUUAUCCUAACCAUGUUGAAUACAUCUGUGUGGUGACAGCAUUUUGCAUUGGAGGCUUCUUCUUUUACUGGCAAGCUCUGUCAAGGUCCAGUACACUCCCCCAGACAAACGCUGUUAAAAAAUUCAAGGCAGACUAGCACAUUAUUGUCUUCCUGUCUGUUCUACCCGUCUUGAUUUCUACCCAACUGAUUUUAAUACACAUAAUUAUGUCUUGAUUAUUUAUAAUGUAUGCUGGAGUCAGUUUGCUAUAAACAAUAGUGCUGGUUUAUUAAAACACCAUGAUGUUGACACCCAAUAUGUAGCCACAGCGAAUGUGUACGGACACCAUGCUCACCAGUACUUGGUUGCAGUAUACUGUCGUGCAAUGUUGAGAAAGAAAAGGCCACGAUUGCCAAUUUUUAUACCCUUAAUCAAGAUGCAACUUGUAAAGAUGCUCAUCUACAUAUACGUUGGUUUCAUUGUGUGAUAAAUGUAUGAUAUCAGUAUUACCUGUAUUUGUCAUUCAGUUAUACAUUGUAUUUCUUUAUGCAUUUGAUUUACAAUCUUACCAUAUUAAUGCUGUGAUAAUUAAUGGAUUUUAACAUGAAUCUUUUAUAGUAUUAAUGCAUAUUUUGUAAUGCAUGAAAAAAGACUUUUUUGUUUAUAUGUACAGAAAAUGGCAGACAUUAUUUACAGAUACUGUAAUUCAGUUAUACCCGAUUUAAACAAAAUACAAAAAAUCACAAUGAGAAUGCAAAGCACGUUCAGUAUGCCAGGGUUACAUCAAAACGAACAAAAUUGUUAGAAGACUACUUCUAC
This is a messenger RNA of Liolophura sinensis, 1910 nucleotides long. RefSeq lists its product as uncharacterized. The record is from RefSeq and is a predicted model, not a curated record. The transcript is spliced from 8 exons. The coding region runs from base 14 to 1249 and encodes 411 amino acids. NCBI's taxonomy places the organism in Eukaryota, Metazoa, Mollusca, Polyplacophora, Chitonida, Chitonidae.